GCCAAUAUGCACUUAACUGAAAAUACGGUAGGCCGAUUACCAUGAGUACUGUAGUAAUGUUGAUACAAAAAGAGCCUCUUAUCUUAAUUGAAUCACCCAAACCAAAUCCAUUAAAGCCAGAAGAACAAGAUUCAAUAUUCAACGACUGCAAAUCAAAUCAAAUCAAAUGGGGACUCCCUUCCCAAACCCCAUCACUCCUUCCCAAACUCGCAUAGGUUGGAUCGGCAUAGGCGUAAUGGGCGCUGCCAUGGCCUCUCGCCUCCUCUCUGCCGGUUACUCACUCUCCUUCUACGCUCGCAACCCUUCCAAACCUUCAUCCCUCUCUCUCCAAUCCCAAGGCGCCGUUCUCGCCUCUUCCCCACGCGACCUCGCUCGUUCCUGCGAUGUUAUCUUCACCAUGCUCGGACACCCACCAGAUGUUCGACAAAUUGUCCUCGACUCGGAUGGCCUCCUCUCCGGCCUAAAUCCAAACUCUGUCAUUGUUGACACUACCAGCAGUCACCCUGCACUCGCACGCGAAAUUUUCUCCGCUGCACGCAAGAUAGAUUGCUGGGCUGUCGACGCCCCGGUUUCCGGGGGCGACAUUGGUGCUAGAGAUGGGAAAUUGGCCAUACUCGCUGGUGGUGAUGGUGAAGUUGUGAAGUGGCUGACACCCUUGUUUGAUAUUUUAGGGAAGGUCACGUAUAUGGGUCUAGCGGGUUGCGGCCAGAGUUGUAAGAUAGGGAAUCAGAUUGUUGUGGGAGCGAAUUUGUUGGGGCUGAGUGAAGGGUUGGUGUUUGCGGAGAAGGCGGGUUUGGAUGUUGGGCAGCUCUUCGAGGCGGUGAGGAGUGGGGCGGCGGGGUCGAUGGUGAUGGAGUUGUUUGGGGAGAGGAUGAUAGGGAGGGACUUUAGGCCAGGUGGGUUUGCAGAAUAUCAUGUGAAGGAUUUGGGGAUGGGUGUGGAUGUUGUGGAGCAAGGUGAUGAUGAGAAGGUUGUGGUUUUACCUGGGGCAGCAUUGUGUAAGCAGUUGUUUUCUGGGAUGGUGGCUAAUGGGGAUGGGAAGCUUGGCACUCAGGGCUUGAUCACUGUUGUACAGAGACUCAAUGGCAAGUGAGAGCUUAAACAAUUUCCAAUCUUUGCAAUAAUGUUUGGGGUUUAUGCAUGGUUUUUCAUGUAAGUUAAGGCAAUGUGUAGAGCAUAAAGUAUGUUAUGCAAUGGGCAUACAUGGCAUAAUUCUUUUAUGUCUGUGAGAUCCAUACAGCAUGCGAGAAUGACGUUUUAUGUGUUUAUUACAUAAGGUAUCGCCGCGAGUGAGAUUGAGGUGGAAUGGUGUGAAGUGGUAGGAAUUUGUUCUUGGUUCAUUUUGCUUGGCUGGUUCUGUAUUUGUCCAAGAUGUUUGGUGAUUAUAAUUAGUGAAUCUUGGUCUGCAUUUUGUUCUGCUCUGCAAUGGGUUUCUUAAGAGUUGUUUCUUUAGAGAUGAAAAUUAAUGAAAGACGAUUGUAAAAGACCUCAA
Molecule: messenger RNA, 1492 nt
Organism: Quercus robur (English oak)
Lineage: Eukaryota; Viridiplantae; Streptophyta; Magnoliopsida; Fagales; Fagaceae
Product: probable 3-hydroxyisobutyrate dehydrogenase-like 2, mitochondrial
Exons: 1
Coding region: 167-1093 (308 amino acids)
Molecular function (GO): NAD binding; oxidoreductase activity; NADP binding
Source: RefSeq, a predicted model, not a curated record